Messenger RNA from Rhinolophus ferrumequinum (greater horseshoe bat), 6347 nucleotides. It is a transcript of the gene ATP11C, whose product is annotated as ATPase phospholipid transporting 11C. NCBI's taxonomy places the organism in Eukaryota, Metazoa, Chordata, Mammalia, Chiroptera, Rhinolophidae. Gene Ontology annotation, cellular component: endoplasmic reticulum; trans-Golgi network; recycling endosome. The coding region runs from base 148 to 3465 and encodes 1105 amino acids. Gene Ontology annotation, molecular function: ATP hydrolysis activity; ATP binding; magnesium ion binding. The transcript has 29 exons. The record is from RefSeq and is a predicted model, not a curated record. Gene Ontology annotation, biological process: phospholipid translocation.
CGGGGGGGCGGGGGGACGUGCAGAGCCGAGGAGGGCGGCGGCGGCGGCCGGCGGGUGGCCGGGGAGCACGCCGCAGUGUGUUGUGUGGACGGCACCUUCUCAGACAGACCGCCAGAUCCCAGCUUGGCGCCCCCAGCCUUGGACGUGAUGUUCCGCCGGAGCUUUCAUCGCUUUUGUGCCGCAGAAGAAAAACGAGUUGGUACACGCACAGUGAUUCUUGGCAAUCAUCCAGUUUCAGCAACCGAAACUUACAUUGCACCAAGAUUUUGUGAUAACAGAAUAGUGUCGUCUAAGUAUACACUUUGGAAUUUCCUCCCAAAGAAUCUGUUUGAGCAGUUUAGAAGAAUUGCAAAUUUUUACUUUCUCAUAAUUUUUCUUGUACAGGUUACAGUAGACACACCAACUAGCCCAGUUACCAGUGGACUUCCACUUUUCUUUGUUAUAACUGUUACAGCGAUCAAGCAGGGGUAUGAGGAUUGGCUGAGGCACAGAGCUGACAAUGAAGUCAACAAGAGCACUGUUUACGUUAUUGAAAAUGCGGAGCGAGUCAAAAAAGAAAGUGAAAAGAUCAAGGUCGGUGAUGUAGUAGAAGUACAGGCAGAUGAAACCUUUCCCUGUGAUCUUAUUCUUCUAUCAUCCUGCACUCGUGAUGGAAUCUGUCACGUUACUACAGCCAGUCUUGACGGGGAAUCCAAUUACAAGACACAUUAUGCGGUACAUGAUACCAAUGCACUGUGUUCAGCCGAAUCCAUUGAUAACCUCCGAGCAGCAAUUGAAUGUGAACAGCCUCAACCUGACCUCUACAAGUUUGUUGGGCGAAUCAGUAUCUAUAAUAAUAGUUUUGAGCCUGUUGCCAGGUCUUUGGGACCUGAAAAUCUCUUGUUGAAAGGAGCUACACUAAAAAAUACCAAGAAGAUAUAUGGAGUUGCUGUUUAUACUGGAAUGGAAACCAAAAUGGCUUUGAACUACCAAGGGAAAUCUCAGAAACGUUCUGCUGUUGAAAAAUCCAUUAAUGCCUUCCUGAUUGUGUAUUUAUUGAUCUUACUGACGAAGGCUGCAGUAUGCACUGGUCUAAAGUAUCUUUGGCAAAGUAACCCACAUAACGAUGAACCGUGGUAUAACCAAAAGACUCAGAAAGAGCGGGAUACUUUCAAGGUUUUGAAAAUAUUCACCGACUUCCUAUCAUUUAUGGUUCUGUUCAACUUUAUCAUUCCUGUAUCCAUGUACGUCACAGUAGAAAUGCAGAAGUUCCUGGGUUCCUUCUUCAUUUCAUGGGAUAAGGAUUUUUAUGAUGAAGACAUUAAUGAAGGAGCCCUGGUUAACACAUCAGACCUUAAUGAAGAACUUGGUCAGGUAGAUUAUGUAUUUACAGAUAAAACUGGAACACUCACUGAAAACAGCAUGGAAUUCAUUGAAUGCUGCAUAGAUGGGUAUAAAUAUAAAGGUGUAACUCAGGAGACUGAUGGACUCUCUCAAACUGAUGGACCUGUAACAUAUCUUGAGAAAGCAGAUAAGAAUCGAGAAGAGCUCUUUCUGCGUGCCUUGUGUUUAUGUCAUACUGUAGAAAUUAAAAUAAAUGACACUGUUGAUGGUGCUACAGAAUCAGCUGACUUAACUUACGUAUCAUCUUCACCAGACGAAAUAGCUUUGGUGAAAGGAGCUAAAAAGUAUGGGUUCACAUUUUUAGGAAUUCGGAAUGGCCAUAUGAAAGUAGAGAACCAAAGAAAAGAAAUAGAAGAGUAUGAGCUUCUUCACACCUUAAGCUUUGAUUCUGUCCGCCGUCGUAUGAGUGUGAUUGUGAAGACUCCAGCAGGAGACAUUCUUCUUUUUUGUAAAGGAGCGGACUCAGCAGUUUUCCCCAGGGUGCAAAACCACGAAGUUGCACCAAUUAAAGUCCACGUGGAACAAAAUGCAGUGGAUGGGUAUCGGACACUGUGUAUAGCCUUCAAAGAAAUCACUCCAGACGAUUAUGAAAGAAUUGACAGACAGCUCAUAGAGGCAAAAAUGGCCUUGCAAGACAGAGAAGAAAAAAUGGACAAAGUGUUUGAUGACAUUGAGACAAACAUGAAUUUAAUUGGAGCCACCGCAGUGGAAGACAAGCUACAAGAUCAAGCAGCUGAGACCAUCGAAGCUCUGCAUGCAGCAGGUCUGAAAGUCUGGGUACUUACUGGCGACAAGAUGGAGACAGCCAAAUCCACCUGCUAUGCCUGCCGCCUUUUCCAAACCAGCACCGAGAUCCUGGAACUGACCACAAAGACUGUCGAAGACGGUGAAAGGAAAGAGGAUCGAUUGCAUGAAUUGUUGAUUGAAUAUCGUAAGAAGUUGCUGCAUGAAUUUCCUAAAAAUAGUAGAAGCCUUAAAAAAGCAUGGACAGAGCAUCAGGAGUAUGGAUUAAUCAUCGAUGGCUCCACACUGUCCCUCAUAUUAAAUUCUACUCAAGACUCUGGUUCUAACAGUUACAAAAGCAUUUUCCUACAGAUUUGUAUGAAGUGCACUGCAGUACUGUGCUGCCGGAUGGCACCCUUACAGAAAGCACAGAUCGUCAGAAUGGUGAAGAAUUUAAAAGGCAGUCCAAUAACACUGUCGAUAGGCGACGGAGCCAACGAUGUCAGUAUGAUCUUGGAAUCCCAUGUGGGAAUAGGUAUUAAAGGCAAGGAAGGUCGCCAAGCAGCCAGGAAUAGCGAUUAUUCUGUUCCAAAGUUUAAACAUUUAAAGAAACUGCUACUGGCGCAUGGCCAUCUCUACUAUAUGAGAAUAGCACACCUUGUACAGUAUUUCUUCUAUAAGAACCUUUGUUUCAUUUUGCCACAAUUUUUGUACCAAUUCUUCUGUGGAUUCUCACAACAGCCACUGUAUGAUGCCGCUUACCUCACGAUGUACAAUAUCUGCUUCACGUCCUUGCCCAUCCUGGCCUACAGUCUGUUGGAACAGCACAUCAACAUUGACACUCUGACCUCAGAUCCACGAUUAUAUAUGAAAAUUUCUGGCAAUGCCAUGUUACAAUUGGGCCCUUUCUUAUAUUGGACACUUCUGGCAGCGUAUGAAGGAACAGUGUUCUUCUUUGGGACUUACUUUAUUUCUCAGACUUCAUCCUUAGAAGACAAUGGAAAGGUCAUUGGCAACUGGACUUUUGGAACCAUUGUUUUUACAGUCUUAGUUUUCACUGUAACUCUGAAGCUUGCCUUGGAUACUCGCUUCUGGACGUGGAUAAAUCAUUUUGUGAUUUGGGGUUCUUUAGCCUUUUAUAUGUUUUUCUCAUUCUUCUGGGGAGGAAUUAUUUGGCCUUUCCUCAGGCAGCAGAGAAUGUAUUUCGUAUUUGCUCACAUGCUGUCUUCUGUCUCCACCUGGUUGGCCAUCAUUCUUCUAAUAUUUAUCAGUCUAUUCCCCGAGAUUCUGCUGAUACUAUUAAAGAAUGUGAAACGAAGAAGUGCCAGGGUUCAUCACUUAAUUUCCUCUUCUGCAUAAAAAGUAUAGUAAAAACUUCGUUAUCCAAUGCAGGUGGUAAGUAGAUUCCUUAAUAGUGUUCUAUGUGACCUUUAGCAGUCCAUAUGGAGUAUCUCAUAUGCUCCAUAUGGAAUUUUAAAUGGAAAAAAUGGUGUUUUUCUUUAGCCUAGAAUUUUCACAUCAGGAAUUUACACUCCACACCAACAUUCCAGCUUUAACCUUAGACAUUUCUCUAUGGGUUGUUUGCAUAUUUUUUUCAGUUGGUAAUCCCAAUUUUCCUCUUUCAAACCUUUCCCCUUCCUUUAAUUAUAGUGCUGCUUAAUCUCUGUGUUGCUUCUAGCCCUGUCUGUCCAGCAGUAUCAUUGAACCAAAGAAAAUUGUCUGGAUGUGGUUUCUGCAUCCUCACCCUCCUGAACACACUUGUAAAAAUUCAGAAUUGUUUUAUAAGUGUGUUUUUAUUUUUGCUGCUUAAAUUGUAAAUUUUUUUGCUGGAACGAGAAGUUAUUACCCUCUGUCAGCCUAAUUGCUUGGCCCUGCAUUGUCUGAUAUCUUUUGAACAUUUCUUAAAAAGCCUUUAAAUUGAAAGGGGUAGAUUAGCCUGGGGGAAAAAAAGCUUCCCGCAAAUUUUGACCAACAGGUUAAUUAAAUAUGUCAUAGUCUUCCUGCCAACACUAGCUCAUUUUGCCAAAGAAAGCCCUGUUUCUGUCAUCUUGGCACCAAGUAGAUCUUGUAACCCCUCUAAGGCAAUAUUUUCAGGAAAUGAUAAUGUAAGCUAUAUCUACCUGAUCUAUUUGAUCAAAUUUGCCCACCAGUUUAGGCACAAAACUGGUUUAUCUGAUUUUGGGGAGACCUAUCGAAUUGAUAGAAUCCAGUGGGUGUCAUCUUACAGUCAUAGGGAACUAAAAUGAUUAUGGCGGGAAUAUCUUCAGUAAUUAGAUGUCUGAAGAGUGGCUUCAUUGAUACAAGUCAGUAUCAGCCCCAAUCAAAAGCAGCAGAUUAUCGGUGGCGUCAGCUGCAUUGAUACUUGGCAUACAAGGCUAGUCAGUGUACAGUUAGGUGGUCAGAACUGGCCUUAACUCCCUGCUUCUGAAUGCCUUACAGCUGGAACUGCACCCAAUAACCUUAACCUAGCUGAGACUGCCUUAGUCUACUCUUCAAUCCUCCCAGUAGACCCCCAACUACCUCUACCCUGGGGUUUAGUCUUCGGAUGGUAAAGUGACAUUCUCUUGUCUGAUUAUACCUUAUUAUCAGUUAAACAGGAGUGAAACAGAUCAGUAAAACCGGUUCCUCCCAGAAGGGCUCAAGUGGCAAUUUGCAUGAAGCGAAAUAAAUUUAAAAAAUCACAGUAAGAAGUGGUUUGGUGCCUCGUUAUAAUAAAGAAUUUGUCUGGGAAGGAUCUCGGAGGUGCUCUUCCAUUGUCCCUAUUUGGAAGUACACGUUGGGGUGCUCCUAAAUGUUUUUCUUAGUUGGGGUAAUGGAGCUCAUACUAAAUAAUGGCUCACACCCAGCUUCAUGUUCUCAAGAUGAUAUGAUACAAAAAUCUCAGAAAUCAAAACCUUCAAACAUAUUAUCUUAUCCUCUUCUUUAGGCCCUUUAUUUUUUUUAAAAAAAUUAGAUACUGGCUGGAAGUGACUUUUAUAUAAAUCAAAUGGCCAGUAAAUAUUUUAAAUGUUUUUAUCUAAACUAAAUGGAGGGAUGCCAUGAAGCAGUCAUAGAUAAAGACUUAGGACAUUUUCUUUCCCUGCAAACAGCAGAUUCCUAACCUCUGUUGAAAGCAUAGAGUUCUGAGCCUGCAGCCCUUUUUACAUAGUAGCCAUAGAAUGUUGCCAGGGAUUCAGCAUGAAAUUUGUUUGCCAUGGGUUGUGCACAUGAUAGGAGCAAUUCUAGUAGCUUGGCAUGCUGAUAUGCUAGAACAACCAGGGGAAUUUCCAUCAUCACCUUCAUUCAUUCAAUCAUUCAUUCAUUUAUUCCUGCCCGCAAUGAACCAAUGAACAUGUUGAACCGCCUAAUGAUGAACAUCUCUCUUUAUAUCCAGUGUCUGAAAGGCUGAAUGGUUUUUCAGACUCCAUGGGAUUUUGAGAGUUGCAGAUGAGACAAAACAUUGUGGCCACUCAGCAGUGCUGCCACUUUUUUUUCCUUGUGAGGAAAUGCAAGAGCAAAGUAGUACCAAUGAAUGCAUAAAGGCCACCUAAAACAUGGCAGCCACAGCUAUUCUGAUGAGUCACGUCCAUUUCCAUAAGGCCCUAUGUGGCUAUAUCAGAGAGGCGGAGUCCACUUCUAAGGUAAAGGAGAAGGAAUAUCUUAAUGACCAACAGUCUGACAUCCGGGUGACUUCCUGCUUUGUUCAGUAUCCCUUGUUAAGGCAUUAGCCUUGUUUUAAAGUGAGGCGAAAGAUUAUUUUACACUGGGUUGACCUCAUACCUGACCAGGUUGAGAGGGAUAAAGGUAUGGGAUAAAAGGUAUAUCCCUACCUAAAAGUAGAAGAUCCCUUGACUUCCACCAGUAAGUAUCUUGGAUACUUAAUAUACACGGCCAAGAGUAAGCUCCAGUGCUAUAUCCUCAUAUGGGUCUUGGCAACUGCUUUGAGAAGGAACUUAGCAGUGAGUAGUGAAGAUGUCUCUGUGGCAUUUGAAAAAGAUGCUAAACAAUUUACAUUUCACAAUUACAGAAGCAGCCUUCGGGUGAAUUCCAUUCAAUUCAACACAUUCCCUCAGGGUCCACUGUAAGUUCUUAGGUUGGUGCAAAAGGAAUUGCAGUUUGAAAGGUUAAAAUCAAUUGCAAAAACCGCAGUUCCUUUUGCACCAAUGUAGUAGCUCCUGUACGAGGUGUUGGUAAUUCAGGGAAGAAUCAGAUGGGGCCCCAGCUCACAAGGAGUCUUCACUCUAGUUAGGUUACAGAGGGGG